UAAGAGUAAACUUUAGACACGUGACUUAUUACAAAAUAAUACUACAAAAUAGUAUAAUAAAUAACAUUCAAUAGCCUGGUAUGUCUAUGAAACGCAAGGCUCCCGAAUCAGCUCAGUCUCUAAGAGAGGGAGAAUGGUUCUGUGCUGGUUGCACCGCCAAGAACUUCAGCGCUCGUGUCGUCUGCUACAAGUGUCCCAUGACCAAACAGGAGUCUGAGGUGAGGUCGAAGGGCAAAUCUGCUCUUGACUGGGAUUGCUAUAAAUGUAAAGCUAAGAACUUUGGCUUUCGAAACACUUGUUUCAAGUGUUUCAUCAGCAAGCGGGAAUCUGACGAUAUAAAGGCAGAUAGAGAGGGAGUUCCAUGGUUGUGCAGGUUCUGCAACUUGGAGAAUUUUGCACACAGGAUGGAUUGUUUCAAGUGCAAGAGAGCCAAGGAUAUGGCAGAUGUAAUCCCACCCCGGAGAAUGAUGAGUCCCCCGAGGAGAAUGAGCCCUCCCCCAAUGAUGGGGUACCCCAGGGACAGAUCCCCUCCACGUUUCGGGAUGUUCCCCAGAGGGCGGAGUCCCCCUAUGCGGGGUCCCUCCCCACCACCAAUGUACCGAGGCAGGUCUAGAUCUCCCCCCGGAGGAGGUAGACGGUUGUUACCGUCCCCUCCCCGUCGGGCUAUUUCCCCUCUCAACAAGGCCUCUGUGCCACCACAGCGUGGUACUCAGGGAGAGUGGCAGUGUAUGUUGUGCUUUACAAGCAAUGGUCCGAUGAGGAACGAUUGUUACAAGUGUACUACUAUUAGAGGAGACGGCGGAGCAGGCCCUGCCAACAGUUCUGUUCAUUCCAGAAUUGGGCCAGUAGCUCAAUCGGGACCGGGUAAUGGUAAGAAACUGAAGAAGGGACAGUGGAUUUGUAUAGCGUGUGACGUAGUGAACUUCGCUCAGAGAAAAGAGUGUUUUAAGUGCAAAGCUGCUAAAGAGACUGUUGCUCAAGGCAGUGAUUUGAGCUUGUCUAUUACCAUUGAUAACACCCCAAAAGAUAACCCUCAGGUAGUUCUGAAUCAUAGCAUGAAGUCUGACUCUCCCAUGUCUCCAGCUAAACGACCCAGGCCCAAUCCAGGGCCAGGAGCGCCCUGUUUUGCUGGCCCUGGAAACCCCAGAACCCAGUGGGGACCAGAUUGGGUGUGCGGCUUCUGUAGAGUCGAUGUUUUUCCGAAGCGCCCUGAUUGCUUCAAAUGUGGACGCUUCAGGGAGGAAUGUGAAUUAAGAAGCGAUCCACGUCCCCAAUUUGGAAAUGUAGACAGGAAUGGUCCAGGUCCUAGGGACAGAUUUAGUCCGGGCCCGCGGGACAGAUUCGGUCCAGAUCCAAGAGGUCCAGAUCCACGUGGUCCAGAUCCACGAGACCGGUAUGGUCCGGAACGGAGGGACAUGCCGGGUGGCUCUGGACAGGGGUAUACAUGCCGAUGCGGCAACUUCAACCGGAUGAUAGAACCGGACUGCUUGAAAUGCGGCAGGCCGAAUGACCACCGACCAAGAGAUCACCCUAUGCGUGGAGGGCCUAGUAGAUCACCUCCGCGAUUUUACAGCAACACCCCCAGAAAUCGCCCUCCUUCUCCUAAUAGAAAAGUGAACAAAACAGCUCAAGCUGGCAAGAAAAAAGAAGAAAAGAAGUAUUUCCCUGACUGGAAGUGUGGAAAGUGUGAUUUUACAAACUUUGCUAAACGGACUACAUGUAGGCAAUGCUCUAGAAAGAAAGAGGAGGUUGAGGAGAAAGUUGCAGAGGCAAACAAAACAGCCAUACCACCCAACACUCCCAAAAACUUUGAACAAGAAUGGGGAGGUAAGACCCUGCCGGAGGUAAUAGAGGAAUACGUGGCCAUGUGGGCCGAGUGUGAAGCUGACCCGGAUAAGAAGAUAGCAGAGGGUGAGAUUGAUGGUAGGAAGAUGAUAAAACUAAAGAGGAUUGCUAAGAGGCUAGCUACUAAGAGUAAGAAGAAGGACCCUGAGGGGGAGGAGGCGCUGACAGCCCAGAAGAACUAUGAUAGUCUCUGCUCUCUGCAUCAGAAGUCGUUCCGUGAUGUGAAGGGAAGUGAGCUGGACUGGGAUUGUGUUCAGUGUCUAGCCUAUAAUUGGGCUCAGCGCCAGAAAUGCUUCAAGUGCGCAGCAGAUAAACCUGUCAAAGAGGGCGAGGAAGCGGGAGAAAGUGCUGCAACAGAUGAUGCCAAACCAAGUGAGGGGACUGAAAGUGAGGAAAAGACUGAGGAUGCCUCUGAAAACGUUGUAGAAAAUGUCGUUGAAAAUGUUGUCGAGGAAUCCUCGGAGAAAGAAGCAAUGGAAACGUCAGAGCAAACCGAGGAAGCACCUGAAGAAAAAGAUGGGAAGUCUGGUGAAGUUGAGGAGAAACUUGACCAAGUCGAGGAGAAGUCUGACAAAGUUGAAAAGACAGUGCAAUUAGAUCCCGAUCCAUCAGUGGACAUCCACGAGGAACUUAAAACACCUGACAAUUGUUCGGACCAAGAUGUUGCUUUUCAGGACUACUAAACUGAGGGCCGAGAGGACAGAUGGCAUGUUUUUAUUAAUUUUGCAAAUACACUAUUACAAUCAUAAUAUUAAUAACAUUAAAUAGCUUAUUUGUUUUUACUUUCGCAUUUUAUGUUGACAAUUUUCCAGUUUUUUUGUGCAUAUGUUUUGUUCCAUGUUUGAAAGGCGAUUUCCCGUUUAAAAACUUUGCAAAGAAUCGGGCGACGAGUUGAAUCUUCAACUUUCCCCAUCCACCAAUUACCACGCAAAAAAGGUUAACCAGGACGUCCUGCCUGGAAGCGUUGUACCCCAGAGCCUCGUCAGGGAGUAAGGGGUCUAGUCAGGGUUGGGGUUAAAACAAUAGCUCUGGAGUAUGAGAUUUUGGGGCAAGACACGGACGUUAAAUGUUGCUGUAUCAGCGUUUAUCAUAAUAUAAAGAUAUAAUACAUAAAUCAUUUUCUUAUUUUCUUCAA
This is a messenger RNA of Bolinopsis microptera, 2980 nucleotides long. RefSeq lists its product as uncharacterized. Lineage: Eukaryota; Metazoa; Ctenophora; Tentaculata; Lobata; Bolinopsidae. The record is from RefSeq and is a predicted model, not a curated record. Gene Ontology annotation, molecular function: mRNA binding. The coding region runs from base 81 to 2528 and encodes 815 amino acids. The transcript has 6 exons.